AGGGCCAGGCAGUCUCGCGGCGCCGCGGCGCACGCUUCCUGGGAGUUGAUUGUCCCUGAAGAAACAUGAAGACACACUGUGUUGUUACGCUUACUCUAGCCAUCCUGGUGUUCCUGACAUGGGUCCCUGUGUCACUGAGUUGUAACAAAGCACUCUGUGCUAGUGAUGUGAGCAAAUGCCUCAUUCAGGAGCUCUGCCAGUGCCGACCUGGAGAAGGAAAUUGUUCCUGCUGUAAAGAGUGUAUGUUGUGUCUUGGGACCCUUUGGGAUGAGUGCUGUGAUUGUGUUGGUAUGUGCAAUCCUCGAAACUACAGUGACACACCUCCAACCUCAAAGAGCACUGUGGAAGAGCUUCAUGAGCCAAUCCCUUCUCUCUUCCGGGCACUCACAGAAGGAGACACGCAGUUGAACUGGAACAUUGUUUCCUUCCCUGUUGCAGAAGAACUCUCACAUCAUGAGAAUCUGGUUUCAUUUUUAGAAACUGUGAACCAGCCACACCAUCAAAAUGUGUCUGUUCCUAGCAAUAAUGUGCAUGCACCUUAUUCCAGUGACAAAGAACACAUGUGUACUGUGGUUUAUUUUGAUGACUGCAUGUCCAUACAUCAGUGUAAAAUAUCCUGUGAGUCCAUGGGAGCAUCCAAAUAUCGCUGGUUCCAUAACGCCUGCUGUGAGUGCAUUGGUCCAGAGUGCAUCGACUAUGGUAGUAAAACAGUCAAAUGUAUGAACUGCAUGUUUUAAAGGAGAAGAAUGCAAACCAAAGCAUUUUAGUCAACAAGAAAGAUGUAAAAAACUAUUUGGUGAGGUCUACUGGUUGUACCAGGAUGCCAGCAGGUUAAGGAAAUAUAAGAAUUUGGACUGAGUUAAAGUAUGACGAAUGCAUUAAUGUGUUAAAUUAUAAGUAUAACUGCUCUGGUUGGUUUUAUAGCCCACUGGCAAUAAGCCCCUUCCUCUAUAUACAUUUACAGCUUUGCUCAUAUGAGAAGCAAGUACACAGAGAAUUCCUUGUAAGAUCUGAGGUCUCUGACAUAAAGCCCGAGGUCUUUUUUUUCUAGCAUUCCCAAAGCCUUUGGUUUUGAAAGUGUUCGAGGACGUUAACGUAAGUUAUGGUUUCUUCAUUUACUGCUCCUGAGACGCUGAGUUUUUCCAGUUGCACACUAGACGUCAUUCACUGUGCCUUGUCUCGUUUAUCUCUUCUGUAAAUAGGGUAGAUACUCAAAUAUAUCACCCUGAGAACUCCCGUAAAAAUCACUGUCAAAAGCUUAAUUUCAAAUCUUGUAAUGUUGGUUUUAGAAAGUAAACGCUUACUACAUUUUACAGUUUAAAACUUUUGCAUAGUAGAAUCCAUCCUGUAAUACACGUGCUGACAGAAUUUUGGGGAAGACUCUCCUUCUACACCCCCUGCCCAAAGUACUAGUGUAGGUACUGGUGAAGAAUUUUCAACAGGAAUUUCAAAGCACACCUAUAUCACUGCAUUAAAUAUUCCACUAGGUAAAUAAUGAGAAAGUUACAGCAUUUCUCUGACUUAAGGUACCAGCUUAAAGAGCACUAGGAAUGGGAAAUGCCUGCCAAAUCAGACUCUACUUAGAGCUCCAGAGAAACAGCUUGUCCUAUUGUACAGAGAUGGCAAGGCUGAAAGGAGAAGCUGUGCUGCUGGGUAGAGAGAAUGAGCCCACUCAGCCUUAGCAUGGGCAGGGCCAUGUUCCCUAACGAUGAAUGAUAGGAGGGGAUAAAGAAGAAACAUGGGUAUGAGCAGGGAGGGUUGAAAACGAUGACAAUUCUUCCGGGAAACAAACCUUAAACUAUUUGCAUUAAUUAUUUUGUUAUAUUAUAAUCUUUAGGUUUCUGUCUGGAUUGAAUGUUCUUAUUAAACAAGUAAUCAAUCAUGCAGUGGGAAGUUAAGAUUAUGAAAUGAACAAGAGAUCUGUUCAACAUGAUGUUAACUUCAGAUACACUAUAGAUUAUUUUGUUUUACAUAUUUCGAUAAUGAUAAGCUUAAAUACGUGUACCCUUCAUCAUAAUAAAAUCCCAGUCAUCAAGCAUGAAUCUAAAACAUAAAUAUUUAUAUUACAGAGGUUCAUAACUUUACAAAAUUAUUAAUUUCUUCAGUACCUUAUGGAAUUAUAAGUAACAUGUAGAAAUACCUUUAUAUGUCUAAAUAUUUUAGUACAUAGAAAUAGAUAAGCUUUUAGAUACUUUGUAUUCAUUAUAUGAACAGUAGUUACAAGAUCAUAUGUAAUAUCAUGAUUAGCAUAAAACCUAAAGCCUUAAUACCUUUUCUGUUCUUUCAGACAACUCUAAUGAAUACAAGGUACUUUCCACAAACUUUUGGCCUUUUAAAAAAAAGCUGAAAUUUAGCUCUUAUAUAUUUUUUUAAUAGGAAAACAUUGGGAUAUCUUUUUCUUCCUUUUACCUAGAAUGCCUCUGUUUAAAAGUGCCUUGAAGACAUUUUAGCUCCCCUUCCUCAUUAAUGCCUAUAAAACUAAAACUUUUCUUAAAAACUUUAAACUUAAAAAAAAAGAAAGUUUUAAAAGAAUCUGCAUCCAGCUUCUUCAUUUCCAUUUUGCUAUUCUUCAAAGUAAUUUUAUACCUAUGAAUAAAGAAAUCUUUUUGUGUUUAUGGAUGGCAUGUUUAAUGUUGCCUUAAAUAUGUCAACAAAUAUUUUUUAACUGCAUUUAUCACCUUGAUUAGGCUUUCAUCUAAGAUACUAAGUGUAGUAUCUCUUCUGCCCCUAUACUGGGAGAGUAAUUUCUUAAGCCAUGUUGUAUUUGGCCUGGUUUUCCUUACAUCUUUUUCUCCCAGUGGAAAUUACCCCUAAAUAUAAUGGUAAUUUUUAUAUUCAAUUUUGCAUAGUUUUUGUGGUUUUUGAUGGGGUUGAAAGAUAGAGUUCACUUAAAAGAUUCCAUUUCCAUUUUAUAAUGUAUUUCAGGUUUUGUAUAACGACGUUUCCCAAAUUAAAAAUAUAACAUUUGAGAAAUCAGUAACCCCACUAAAAUUUAGACCUUUUAUUACCAUUCUAUGUACAAUUCACUUCUAUAUUGAAGCUCUGGUAAAAAAAAAUUUUUUUUAAUUCAAAAAUUAGGUUGUUAACUUUUUUAUAACUAGAUUAAAAAAAAAAAACUAAAUCAGUAGGUAUUAUAAAAGCCAUAUGUAAAAGGUUCCUUCCUAGUUAGUUUUUUUGUCCCUCCCUGGCCCCACUAGCAUCUAAUUAUUACAGAAAUUGUACUCAAAAUAGUGGCACCAAAUCAAAUGAUAAUUCAAGUAAAAUAAGUAUUUGUUUACAUAGAAUGCUAUAAAGAGAGGCUUUCAUUUAAAAAAACUACUUCUAAAGAUGCGGAAAACAAAAUUGGUAAGAUAUUAGAAUAUUUGAACAAUUAUUUAUAAAGCAAAGUAACAUCAAAGUAGAGGAAAGAAACAAAGACUUCUGAAAAAUGAGGUAGAUAUAAAUAAGCUACUUAUUUAAAAAAUUUGUUUUUGUGAAAGCUUCUUUGAAGAUUUUAAAAAUCUAUUCUACAUUCCCCAGGGUAUUUGUUAAUUGUGUUUCACGUGAUCUACAACAUACAGAAUUAUGUAUUUUCUCCUUUGGUUGUCCCUAUAAGCAAAAGAGUAUUUUAAUAAAAACUUGAAAUGA
This is a messenger RNA of Enhydra lutris kenyoni (northern sea otter), 3627 nucleotides long. Its product is annotated as twisted gastrulation BMP signaling modulator 1. The transcript is spliced from 5 exons. The record is from RefSeq and is a predicted model, not a curated record. The coding region runs from base 66 to 737 and encodes 223 amino acids. Lineage: Eukaryota; Metazoa; Chordata; Mammalia; Carnivora; Mustelidae. Gene Ontology annotation, biological process: regulation of BMP signaling pathway.